UUCGAAGUAAUGCUUGUGACUAUUGUUCUAUGUGUAUCAUAGCUACUAGUGUUGGGCCUCUGAGCAAGCAACAGACAGCAUUCUAAAGAGCGUUAGCUGGGCAUUCAUUUACCAACCACUUUGUCUUUCUGUCCUAUAUUUCGAAAGCACCUUCACUCUGAUUUUUUAUGACUUCUGGGAUUGUUUCCUGGAUGAGGAGCGGCCCUGUGUGUGUGCUUUAGAUUGCCAGGCUUGGCGUCAGAUACACCUGCAACAUGCGUAUGUACACACUGUGCUCUCUCCGCGAGAAGAUCCUCGAAAAACACCAAACGCACUGAAGAAGUGGAUUCCACCCCAGGGAAGUGCGGGACAUUGCUAGGAAGGAUGAAGACACUGAAAGCUAAUGAGAUGCGGAUUUAAGACACAGUCAAAUUUGUGAAAGCGGCUGGACAUGUUGGAGAUAAAGGUGUUGUCUGAUUUGGACGUCAGGGACGUUUUCAGCCGACAUUUCUUACUGAAGUUGAAGGCUCGGUGCCUGUAGGGCUUUUUCGUGGCUUCACCAGCAGAUAUGCAGGGACCUGGGUUGGGGAGAGACCCCCAGGCAAAGAAGAGGAGAGUGGUGAUCCCAAGCUGGACUUAUGAUGAGGAAGCUGAGAGAUUACAGAAGAAGUACAGUGGGAAUAAGAUCAGGACCACCAAGUACACCUUCCUCUCUUUCAUCCCCAAGAACCUGUUUGAGCAGCUUCACCGCUUCUCCAACUUCUAUUUUCUUUUUUUAGCUGCGUUAAAUUUCGUGCCCAUUGUGAACGCGUUUCAGCCAGAGAUUGCAGUCAUACCCAUUGUUCUGGUAAUGUCCGUCACAGCUGUAAAAGACCUGUGGGAAGAUCAGCGAAGGAGAAAAUCUGACCGGCAGGUCAACAACCUGCUUUGUGACACGUAUGACAGGAGGCAGAGGCGAUAUGUGGAGCGGCGCUGGGCUGAAGUUUGUGUGGGUGAUGUAGUGCGUCUGUGCUGUAAUGAGAUCAUUCCUGCUGACAUGGUGCUGCUCCACUCAUCUGACCCAAAUGGAAUAUGUUACAUUGAAACUGCCAAUCUGGAUGGGGAAACAAACCUCAAACAGAGACAGGUGGUCCGAGACCUUCCUCAACAAGGAUCAGAAUUUACUCCAGAAAACUUCAACAGUCGCAUCGAGUGUGAAAACCCCAAUAAUGAUCUGAGGCGCUUUAGGGGCUACAUGGAGCACCCUAAUAAAGUAAGAGUGGGAUUACAUAGUGAAAACCUCCUGUUGAGAAGCUGUACAGUGAGGAACACAGAGACUGUGACUGGCAUUGUGGUCUAUGCAGGUCAUGAGACAAAAGCAAUGCAGAAUAACAGCGGGCCGCGCUAUAAGCGCAGUAAACUGGAGCGCAGGCUUAAUGUAGAUGUCCUGUGGAGUGUAGUCCUACUGCUGCUCAUGUGCCUUACUGCUGCUGUGGGCCAUGGUGUGUGGCUGAGCGGUCUGAAGGAUCCUGUCUUCAUGAUCCCUGAUGACACACACCCUGCCCUUGCUGGCUUCUACAUGUUCUGGACUAUGAUUAUUGUCCUGCAGGUGCUCAUUCCAGUCUCCUUGUAUGUGUCUAUAGAAAUAGUGAAGUUGGGACAGAUCUAUUUUAUCCAGAAUGAUCUGGAUCUGUAUAAUGCCAGGCUGGAUUCUAGUGUGCAGUGCAGGGCACUGAACAUUACGGAGGAUCUAGGACAGAUCCAGUACCUGUUCUCUGACAAGACAGGAACCCUUACGGAGAACCGCAUGCUGUUCCGCCGGUGCACUGUUGCUGGCACUGAGUACCCUCAUCAUGAAAACGCACGUGCCAUGGAGCUGUAUGAAGAGCAGUGCCACGGGCCGCUGGAUAACACACUCUCACUGCGCUCUCGCUCCAGCAGGAAGUCUCUCAACUGCAAUCACAGCUCCGUAUCUCUCAACACACUUGCUGCAGGCUCUGACAUACACUCGCCACAUGACACACUCCGGCGACACGCAGCUGGGGCUUUUAGCAGUACCAUGGAGUGCGCAGUGGUUCCAGAUGUGCAGCUACAGAGAAAGCUGAGUGCGCUCUCCUCUCCUAUGUGUCCUCCUCUUAGACAUGACACUGCAGAACUCUCCCACAUCCUGGACUUUUUCCUUGCUCUAACCGUCUGCAACACAGUGGUGGUGUCCUCCCCCAGCCAGCCGCGCCACAUGGUGCAGAUGCCGGUGGCUCGCACUCCACUGCGCUCUCUGGAAGAGAUGAAGGCUCUGCUGCAGAAACUCAGCCUCCCUCGCUUCUCCCUGUCCCCCUCUCAAAGCGCAGACAGCCCCCCGGGCCUUACCCGCAGACUGUUCUCCCGGGGCCGCUCAGCCACCUAUGCCCCAAACACCCCCAACACCCCAAGCGCUCAGCCACACACACCCACUUUCACCACGCCUAGCCACACACCGACACACACUCCAUCACCCAGCUCCACCCCCUUGCCCAACCAUAGGGGAGCCUGUGGGAAGGAUGAGGAGCGGCUGCUGCAGCAGCAGCAGCCUCACAUAGAGCUAGCUGACGAAGACUCUGUCGAAGAAGAAGAUGGCGAUGAUGAUGAUGACGAUGAGGAGGAGGAGGAGUUGCUGUAUGAGGCGGAGAGCCCAGAUGAAGCAGCCCUGGUGCAGGCAGCCAGGGCGUACGGCUUCACUCUGCUGGGCCGGUCCCCGGAGCAGUUGCUAGUAGCCCUGCCUGGCACCGGACCCCUCUCUGUCCCGCUCCUGCAUCUGCUGCCCUUUGACUCUGCACGCAAGAGGAUGUCAGUGGUGGUGCGGCACCCGCUUACUGGCCAGGUGGUGGCCUACACCAAAGGAGCUGACAAUGUCAUCAUGGAACUGACCACAACAUUAGCUGAUGAUAGUUGUUCGAGAGAUAUCAUGGAACGGACACAGCAACACCUGGACGCAUACGCCAGAGAGGGCCUACGCACACUAUGUGUUGCUAAAAGAGUCUUGGAUGAGGCAGAGUACGAGGCAUGGCUGAAGAGACAUGCUUUUGCUGAAACCAGUAUUGAAAACAGGGAGGAACUUCUGCUAGAUUCUGCCCAGCGACUGGAAAAUAACCUUACUUUAUUGGGGGCGACCGGUAUAGUAGAUCGGCUGCAAGAAGAAGUUCCCGAGACUAUUGAAGCUUUACAGAGAGCAGGGAUCAAAGUAUGGGUCCUCACAGGGGACAAACAGGAGACGGCAGUUAACAUAGCUUGUGCCUGCAAACUACUGCGACCAACUGACCGGUUACUGACUGCCAACUGUGACAGUAAGGAAGCUUGUGAAGCUCGGCUCUGUGAGCUCCAGCAAGACAUCGGCACCAUCACAGAGAGGGGUUUAUCUGACAGUGGCAUGGGCGUGUCUGAGGGUGGUGCUGUUAUUUCUGGCUUUACUCUGGUGAUCGAUGGCCGGACUUUAGACUUUGCCCUACACGAGGACUUGCAGAAGGCAUUUCUGGAUCUGACGAGUGGCUGCCGGUCAGUCAUAUGCUGCAGAUCCACACCCCUGCAGAAGAGCCAAGUGGUUCGACUCGUUGGGGACUCCCUAGGGGUCAUGACCCUGGCUAUAGGUGACGGAGCAAAUGAUGUCAGUAUGAUUCAGGUGGCAGAUGUAGGUGUCGGCAUCUCAGGCCAGGAAGGCAUGCAGGCGGUGAUGUCCAGUGAUUUUGCAAUCUCUAGAUUUAAACACUUGAGAAAACUGUUGCUGGUCCAUGGUCAUUGGUGCUACACACGACUGGCUAACAUGAUCUUAUACUUCUUUUACAAGAAUGUGAUGUAUGUGAACCUGCUGUUCUGGUUCCAGUUUUUCUGUGGUUUCUCGGGUAGCACUAUGACUAAUUCAUGGGUUCUGAUCUUCUUUAACCUGCUGUUUACCUCUGUUCCACCGCUGCUAUACGGGGUAAUGGAUAAGGAUGUUUCUGCCAACACGCUGCUCUCCCUGCCUCAACUCUACAAAGCAGGACAGAACUGUGAGGCCUACCUCCCCUCCACCUUUUGGUUGACCAUUCUGGAUGCUUUUUACCAGAGCCUGAUCUGCUUCUUCAUUCCAUAUUGUGCAUAUGCGGGCUCAGACAUUGGGCUGUUCUCUUUUGGUUCCCCUAUCAAUGGCUCUGCGCUCUUCAUCAUUCUCCUACAGCAGGUCAUAGAGAGCCGCACGCUGACAUGGCUACAUGCAGUGGUGUUACUAGGCAGUGCUGCAUUCUACUACACCUUUGUCCUUGUGUUCAGUGUCACAUGUGUGACGUGUAACUCUCCCACAAAUCCCUAUGGCGUUGAGACCAAACUCAUGUCUGAGCCACUCUACUACUGUGUGUGUGGAUUCACUACUGUACUAGCUCUACUGCCCAGGGUGUUGUGCCGCGCUCUCUUGAACUCCAUCUGUCCGUCUGACCUGGUGAAAGCUCAGAAACUAGACAAGUCCGUCCUAGAGCAGUACUGGGCCACCAUUCAUCAGUGGAAAGAAAACAAACCGGACAGUCAAAAAGCCUCCAAUCACGUUCCUCAGACCCUCAGUGUGAAUGCUGAUGUCCCUCAUUCUGUAGACUGCAGUCAGGAAGCAGUUUCUGUACUCUCCUGACCAGAGAUUUUUUGAGCAAAUAUUGCUUCAAAACUGAGAAGUCGCUCAUUGCACUUUAAAGGCUUGGAGAUGCUUGGCAGGUCCAGUCAAAUCUCACAGCUAGCUGUGCUCUGACCAAUGAGAGUGUUCAGUCCCAACACUGACGUGCCUCCACACUCUUACCUUCUGCUUCUAAUCCCACAUCAGCACAAGGGGUCUUGAUCUGUUCUAGACCUAGACCCAAGCAUGGACUACCAAGGUGUUGUUUAUACCUAAAAGGCACUACACUGUGUUGCCUUAAAUAACACCUACACUCCAGCACUCCACAGGUAGAAAGAAGCUGAAGAGAUGUGGUGAGGACCAGUCUGCAUGUGGUUUAUUUGAACCAGCUUUUUGCAGUUAAUUCACUACAAGAGGUGCCAUUCAGCUACAGCACCGUCAUUCAGAAAUGUUACAUGGUAUAUGACCACAUAAAAAUCCAAACACAUGACCCUGAAAGGACUAGUCCAAAGUUUUGACCCUACCAAAAACAUUUUUUUUCCUUUUAAUGUUUUUCACGAAAAAAAGUUGCCGAAAAAAAAAACAUUCAAUGCAAACAAACCUCCCAAAGACAUGGCCUACAUUCACAUUAUGGUUAGUAUUGUUCAGUUCUUGUUUUCUGCUUAGGCACGCUCUUUCUGCCUGGAUGGUUAAUGUGAAAGAUCCACAUGCAUCAUGAAAAACAGGAAGAAAAAACAUUUCUUACAAGACAAUCCAUUACUGCAGUAGCAAUGUAUUUCAUGUUAGCACUGGAAAAUGACAGCAUUAAUGUGAGAAAAGAGGAAAGAACAUCUCACUGUUCUCACUAUGACUGCAUGGCUACGCAUUGGAUAUGUAUGCAGUGUGUCACUUUUAGCCAAAAAAAUCAGAUUUGUGCAAUGCAUAAUUUGAACAUAGUCUUAGAAAAUCUAAUACAUUAAUCACAAUAUUUAGUUCGAAUAUUAACAUCUUAUGGUAAGACUUCCAUAGACAUUCCAUGCUUAUUUGAAUGUUGGUAGCAAAGUAUUAGUACAAACUGUUUUUUGUUUUUUUUUAACCAAAAACUGGAUGAAGUUCUAUGUCCUGUGCAAGCCUGUGCUUUUAUCUUUUGUCAGCUUUUUCAGCUACAACACACAACACACAUAGUUAUUUAUAGGAAUGUACUGUAUACCUUCACAUUUAACUCUAUGCAUUGUAUGUGGAUCUCAGUUGUGAUGAAUGCGAACAGUAAUAGAAUAAUAUCAUGUCAGAAGGCUAAUGUGCUGUCGAUUGACUGAAUUAUUCAUGUUUAUUAUUUCUGUAAACCAGCACUAAUGGUCUCAUGCGACUCAGAGACUCUGAACUGUAUGUAUUAUGAAAGGAAGUAAGAUACUAAUGUGAAUAUCCGAGUGUGACCUGUGUUGAUCCACCAUUAUGAUAAAGAAUGAUCAUGUAAAUGCCUGGACAAAUGGAGUGAGUUUUUCCUAUGUCAGGAGGCCUUUACUUGACCAAAAGAUGCAUUUGUGUUUAAUUAGUUUUUGGAAAAUUGUGACAUUGAAAAUGUCUGUUUUUGUUUGUGUUUUUUUCUAUGCAAGGAAUAAAAAACUGAACAAC
Messenger RNA from Colossoma macropomum (tambaqui), 6175 nucleotides. It is a transcript of the gene atp10d, whose product is annotated as ATPase phospholipid transporting 10D. Gene Ontology annotation, biological process: phospholipid translocation. The record is from RefSeq and is a predicted model, not a curated record. Gene Ontology annotation, molecular function: ATPase-coupled intramembrane lipid carrier activity; magnesium ion binding; ATP binding. Gene Ontology annotation, cellular component: plasma membrane. Lineage: Eukaryota; Metazoa; Chordata; Actinopteri; Characiformes; Serrasalmidae.